UUACCAGAAAGCGAACGUCGACGUUUCUUAUUCGAUUGUCCUAAGAAUUCAUUACGGGAGUAUGACCCACCAAAACUUAAUAAGGUCAAUCUUCAAUCACCUUAUAAGCACAUUGACAGUACCUAUUACAACUUACAGUAUCGCAUUUCCGGCCUCACCCGUCCUUUGGAUUGGUUUACGUAUCAAAUGUUAUAUGGUAACUGGGAUCAUGCUGAUCUUAGACAACAAGCACAGGAUUUUACCUUUGCUAUGCAUGAACUUUUGUCAGAUUUGGCUUCGCACAUCACCACUCUGCGUACAGAAAAUAUGUUUAAAGGUCUUCCCAAUAAUAUCGAACCCCCAGCACCAUCUUCAGAUAAAUUUCUUGUUGAUACUCAAGCUAUGUUGGAACAUAUUAAAUUGCAAAAAUCUGUUCAAAAUGCCACUCAAAAACAACGCAGAAACAAUGGGCCCCGACCCAAA
Molecule: messenger RNA, 462 nt
Organism: Mucor mucedo
Lineage: Eukaryota; Fungi; Mucoromycota; Mucoromycetes; Mucorales; Mucoraceae
Exons: 1
Source: RefSeq, a predicted model, not a curated record